Molecule: messenger RNA, 531 nt
Organism: Suillus clintonianus
Lineage: Eukaryota; Fungi; Basidiomycota; Agaricomycetes; Boletales; Suillaceae
Exons: 1
Coding region: 1-531 (176 amino acids)
Source: RefSeq, a predicted model, not a curated record
AUGUUUGUGAGUUUUCCAGAUUUUUUAGACUUCUGUUACUUGGUCCAGCGCUCUGAGCUGAGUGAAGAAACUUUGCGAGACAUCAAAUUGGCAUUGCAACGAUUUCAUGAGACACAGGAGAUCUUUCGAGACUCAGGUAUUCGCCCCAAAGGAUUCUCACUACCCCGCCAGCAUUCCUUAGUCCACUAUCUUCGGCUUAUCGAGGAAUUUGGAGCUCCCAACGGUCUAUGUUCAUCAAUCACCGAAUCUCGUCAUAUCACAGCUGUCAAGCGACCAUGGUGUCGUUUGAACAGGUUCAAGGCUCUUGGACAGAUGCUCCUCACCAACCAAAGGUUGGACAAGCUAGCUGCGGCACGAGUACAGCUGGUUGCAUGCGGUAUGCUGCCUGCAGCUUAUUCUCCCCCUUCAAUGACAAACUUUCCGACUGGAUCACUGGGUGAUGAAGACAAUGGUGACAGACAUGACUUGGAUCCUACAGAUAUUGUGAAGGUUGAUAGUUUUAUGGUCUUGGCUCGUCAUUCUCAUGAGUGA